GUCAAACUACGACUCACAGCUACGUGUCUUAACAGGGUCUCAGUAGCCCGUUAAUGUGAAUCUCAUAAUGAUACUUAUUAAAGUUUCUAAAUUACAUACCACCAGGAAAGUUGCACUGAAAUUUGAUUACAGGAUUUUAUUGUUGCAGCCUGUUCAAAAUUACAGACCGCUAGAGAUGAUUAAUUAAAAUUUGGUUACAAGAUUUUCUGCCGGUACUGCUCUUACAUCCAAAUGGCCCAUGAUUUUACAUUCAUAUUGGGAGAGUUAACUUAAUCUAAAAUAGAUAGGAGUGUGCUGUAAGUUCUUAUGGUAGUCGAAAUAAUAUACCUACUACGUAUUCCAAUUGAAAAAAUAUGGAAGUUAUUGCGCCAAACGCGUCAAGUUCAGUACCAGAGCUUGAGGACUUAACCUGGGGCGACGAUGUUUUGUCGCUUAUGAUGGUCUGGUGUGGGGUUCAAAUUAAAGAUUUGAUUAGUCAGUUUGCGAUGUUUUUCUACAUCAUCAGCCCCACCGCAUCCAAGUUCGAAACGGUCGAAGAAGUGCCAGACUACUACAUUGAGGUAUCGACGUCAGCAAUGAUCCUGAUCAUCACAGAGAUGUUGGUGUGCCAAAGGUCUGCUCGGCUCCCGAGUUACCGGGCGUGCGACAUAUUCUGUUCACUGUGCAGCUCUACACUCUAUCUCUGCAUCUCUGCCCCCACCCACGCGAUGGCAGUGUACGCAUAUGAGAAGACUUACGAAUGGAGACUUCUUGAAAUGGAUUGGUGCUCAAAUACUGCCUGGUGGACUGCAAUAGUAGCAGUGGACUUCUGCUUCUACUGGUUCCAUAGGUUUACACACGAAACGAACAUAGGCUGGGCAGGGCAUCAGGUGCAUCACACCUCGGAGGACUUCAACCUGGGCACAGCUCUGCGCCACUCGGCCCUGCUGAAGACUUACUCGUCUUUCUUCUACCUACCGCUGGCAUUGAUUGGUUUUCCUAUCACAUUAGCAUUCACUCACUUACAGUUCAACAUAAUCUUCCAGUUUUGGCUUCACACCAAAACCGUGUCUACGGUGGGGCCACUGGAAUUGAUUUUUAACACGCCGUCUCAUCAUAGAGUUCAUCACGGUUCUGAACCAUGGUGCCUAGACAAGAACUACGCAGGUGUGCUGAUAAUCUGGGACAAAAUAUUUGGUACUUUCCAACCGGAGCUCAAGUCCAGAGAGAUCGUGUACGGCCUGGUGGAUCAGCCGCAAUCUGUCAACGCUGUGUACUUGGAGGUUUUCUACCUCAAGAAAGUUUACGAGAAAUUCUCCGAACAAACCACGUGGGCCGAUGGUUUGAAGUCGAUCUUCUACGGCCCCGGUUGGACGCCCGGGUCCCCGAGAUUGGGCCAUCCAGUUCCCCAGCCUCCUCCUCAGCAACCAACUCGCAAGAAAUAUGAUCCUAAACUUCCCAGAAGUCUUGAGCUUUACCUUUUCUUCCACUUCGUCAUUGCUGCUUUCAUACAGAAAAAUAUGACUAUACAUUUUUUGACCGUGUCAGGACUGGAGGUGGUUGUGAACUCCGUCUUCUUGGUCUCGACGAUGACGGUCAUUGGAGGCAUGUACGACGGGUGCAAAUUGGCGAUGAAACUGGAAGCAGGGCGAUGCGUUUUAUACUUUUUAUAUGCAGCCAGUUACCCUGCUUUCGAGAAUGUUUUCGUCAACAGAACUGUACUUGCAUAUUUGGCAUUCUCCAUCGUCCUUUGGACAGCACAAUCUCUCCGCGGAAAUCCUAAAAAUUUCUUUCUUUUCGUCAAAAACUUUAAAAAGAAAAGAUCGUAACCAAUCACGUACUUUUUCAAUCCGUUGAACUGUUGUAUCAGACGAGAAUUGAAUCAGUGGAAUCGUUUGACACGUCGACAAUGAUGAAUUAGGUAAGAACGUUAUAGAUAUUUGUGACAUGCUGGCUGAGCAUUGACAGUUUAAAACAUAGUAGACAUUGUCAAAAAUUGAAAAAAAAAUUCAAUAACGAGUCAAUGCUUCGUUGGUAAAUUCAUCAAAGUAGCCCGGUUACAGGAUACAGACGUAGAAAAUAUUUGAUUUAAUAUUCAGAACAUCAUUUUGAA
This is a messenger RNA of Hyalella azteca, 2092 nucleotides long. Its product is annotated as alkylglycerol monooxygenase. Gene Ontology annotation, molecular function: iron ion binding; oxidoreductase activity. The coding region runs from base 354 to 1808 and encodes 484 amino acids. The record is from RefSeq and is a predicted model, not a curated record. NCBI's taxonomy places the organism in Eukaryota, Metazoa, Arthropoda, Malacostraca, Amphipoda, Hyalellidae. Gene Ontology annotation, cellular component: endoplasmic reticulum. The transcript has 7 exons. Gene Ontology annotation, biological process: lipid biosynthetic process.